Molecule: messenger RNA, 987 nt
Organism: Echinococcus granulosus
Lineage: Eukaryota; Metazoa; Platyhelminthes; Cestoda; Cyclophyllidea; Taeniidae
Product: NIF3-like protein
Exons: 5
Coding region: 1-987 (328 amino acids)
Cellular component (GO): cytoplasm; mitochondrion
Source: RefSeq, a predicted model, not a curated record
AUGGAGUUUGCAAGACUGGCCAAAAAACUUGAUCAUUUAUUUAAACUUCCACUUGCGGAGCCGUGGGAUAAUGUCGGUCUUCUUAUACAGCCGUCCGUUCCAACGUUUGUCAGUCGCAUAUGCCUAACCAAUGACCUGACCGAACCCGUUCUCAACGAGGUUACUCAUAUUGGUGCCAACUUUAUAAUAUCGUACCAUCCCCCAAUAUUUCGACCAUUGAAGCGACUCACCCAAAGUACAUCAAAGGAACGUAUUAUCGUGAAGUGUAUUGAGCACAAAAUUGCUGUCUAUUCACCUCAUACUGCUCUGGAUGCCGUAUCCGGAGGCCUGAAUGACUGGCUCCUUAGUCCAUUUGGCAACAAGCUGUUGGAUAGGCCACCCACCGUUACGACAAGACACGACCGCAGGUUUCAGGAAUAUUGCAUUCGAAAUAAUAUCGCUCCUAUUAACUGCAAAGCAGCUUCAUCUAACGGUAAACUAUCUGAGGCAAUUAUGAGUGGGGAUGCACUGAAGUGUCAGGAAGUGGAAAUCGGUGACCCCCUUACAUUUUUGCCAGAGGAGGGAGCUGGUCGCAUAGGCCUCCUUAAGGAGGGCUAUACUGUCAAUGACGCAGUUGAAUUCUACAAGGCAUUGCUUAAUACGAGCAUUCUUAAAGUUGCCCUUGGCUACGGGAAAACAUUUGAUAGCCCGGUGACGGCAGUUGCGGUAUGCGCGGGAUCCGGGGGCUCGCUUUUUUCGCAGGAGGCUAUAGUGCAAGUGGCGGACCUCCUGGUGACGGGUGAGGCCUCCCAUCACGAGCAGUUGGAGGCAGUGGCGCGCGGAGCCACCAUCAUCACUGCGGGUCACUCGGUCUCUGAGCGCGGCUACCUUUCCCAGCGCCUGCGGCCCUGGCUCCAGCACGAACUCGCCACAACCUCCGUCCCUAUCGACAUCGCCUCCACCGAUGCUGAGCCUGGCAUCUACGUUCUGCCUCCUGGAAUCCAGUGA